AUGAACCCUAGUCGAUCAUUACAGCGACUAUGUCGCUUCUUCCCUCGUUCUUCUGUCCUUCCGGUCCUGUCGCGGAGCUUCACCAGCUCUGUCCCGUCACUAUCAAAGGGCAGUCCGCCGCGGGGCUGGACUCCCACGCCAUUUGUAACGGAGACAGUAACUUCUAAAGGUACCAAUUCGAGAGUUACACACACCAAACCACCCCCAAAACGACUGCAGACUGACCAAUCUCCCCAGGAACGCAUAAUAUGUCUAAACGGCGAAGUAGACGAAACCAUGUCGGCGUCUAUUGUCGCCCAACUGCUCUUCCUGGAAGCCGAUAACCCCCAGAAGCCAAUCCACUUGUAUAUCAACUCCCCCGGAGGCUCGGUCACAGCAGGCCUUGCCAUCUAUGAUACAAUGACCUAUAUUGCCUCUCCCGUGAGCACCAUUUGCGUCGGCCAGGCCGCGUCCAUGGGCUCCCUUCUUCUUUGCGGCGGGCACCCCGGCAAACGUUACUGCCUGCCCCAUUCGUCGAUCAUGAUACACCAGCCGUCGGGCGGGUACUUUGGACAGGCGACUGACAUUGCUAUUCAUGCGAAGGAGAUCCUGCGGGUUCGGGAGCAGCUCAAUAAGAUUUAUAAGCGUCACUUGACGGGGAAGAAGGAGUUGUCGCUGGAUGAGAUUGAGAAGCUUAUGGAGAGAGACUACUUCAUGGGGGCUCAGGAGGCGUUGGAGAUGGGUAUUGUCGAUGAGAUUCUGGAUCGCAGGGUUAGGUCAAAAGAGGAAAGGGGUGAAGGGGAUGAGAAGCCACCGGCUCCUUAG
Messenger RNA from Aspergillus oryzae RIB40, 804 nucleotides. Its product is annotated as ATP-dependent Clp protease proteolytic subunit. Bases 1 to 804 code for a protein of 267 amino acids. Gene Ontology annotation, cellular component: endopeptidase Clp complex. Gene Ontology annotation, molecular function: ATP-dependent peptidase activity; serine-type endopeptidase activity; ATPase binding. The record is from RefSeq and is a predicted model, not a curated record. NCBI's taxonomy places the organism in Eukaryota, Fungi, Ascomycota, Eurotiomycetes, Eurotiales, Aspergillaceae. Gene Ontology annotation, biological process: protein quality control for misfolded or incompletely synthesized proteins. The transcript has 3 exons.